AUGGCAGAUUUGCUAAAGGCAAGACUCGAUAACGUAACUCCGUUUUAUCACACGGGCGUCGAAUAUUUUGGCCCGAUUCUCGUCAAGGAGAAAAAGCAUCGUAAUCGCAGUAGCAUCAAGGUCUACGGUUGUAUAUUCAUAUGCAUGUCAACCAAGGCUAUUCAUAUCGAAAUCGUAACCGAUUUAUCAACAGAUGCUUUUAUAGCAUCUCUGAAAAGAUUUGUCAGUCGUCGAGGUGUUCCGGCGCAUAUUUACUUAAACAAUGGAACCAAUUUCGUAGGCGCGAAAAAUCAAUUCCGCGAACUUUCCCUAAUAGGAUCCGAGGAAUUUUGUACUCAAUUGCAUGAGUUUACCUUAGAAAACAGGAUCGAAUGGCAUUUUAAUCCACCGAAUUCGCCACAUUUCGGCGGCCUCUGGGAGGCCGCUGUGAAGUCGAGCAAGCUCCAUUUAAAACGAGUAAGGCGCGAUCUCUUGUUUACAUACGUAGAAUUGAACACCCUAGCGGUAGAAAUCGAAGCAAUUUUGAAUUCGAGACCUUUAUGUCCUCUUUCUAUCGAUCCAAACGAUCCAAUCGCAUUAACGCCUGCACAUUUGCUUAUUGGCAGACCUUUCACAAUGCUGCCGAAAACUGAUUUCUCUUGUGUUGCAGAUAAUCGCUUAUCAAUAUGGCAAUUGAUUACAAAGAUUCGACAAGAAUUUUGGCGACAGUGGCAAUUAGAAUAUUUAACGGAAUUACAGAAACGACAAAAAUGGAUUAAAAAAGAUGUUAAUCUGAAACUGAACUCUAUUGUCUUACUAAUUGACAAAAAUCAUCCCUGUAUGCAGUAG
Nylanderia fulva is the source of this 828-nucleotide messenger RNA. RefSeq lists its product as uncharacterized. Gene Ontology annotation, biological process: DNA integration. Gene Ontology annotation, molecular function: nucleic acid binding. The record is from RefSeq and is a predicted model, not a curated record. Lineage: Eukaryota; Metazoa; Arthropoda; Insecta; Hymenoptera; Formicidae.